Messenger RNA from Spinacia oleracea (spinach), 1953 nucleotides. RefSeq lists its product as uncharacterized. Lineage: Eukaryota; Viridiplantae; Streptophyta; Magnoliopsida; Caryophyllales; Amaranthaceae. Gene Ontology annotation, molecular function: undecaprenyldiphospho-muramoylpentapeptide beta-N-acetylglucosaminyltransferase activity. Bases 320 to 1624 code for a protein of 434 amino acids. Gene Ontology annotation, biological process: carbohydrate metabolic process. The record is from RefSeq and is a predicted model, not a curated record. The transcript has 4 exons.
CCAUCACCAAGCGAUUCAAGCCAAUGAGUGUUGUAUGUUUUGCCUGUCUUCUUUCUCUGAAUCUCCGCCUUUGGCGCGAGGAAACCAUGGACCAUUUGUUCAUCCCUCAUUCGGACAAUGCAUGGACAAUAGAAGGUCUGAAACCCAGUAACUAAGACAGUUCAUGGUAUUGCACUAACUCACUAAAUCCAAACAACAUCGUUUUCCCUUUCCUUUUCACUACCAAUCAAAACCUCUGUUGCAUUUAUAACACCACAAACAAAUAAAAUGUGCUAAAAAAAAAUCUUCUGCAACUUCCACCUUUCUAAUUACAGUAACAAUGGUGGUGGUUGCAACAAUCUCUCAACUGUCCCUACAAUUCCCACCAAAACAUACCCAAUUCAAACCCAUUUACCCACCAAAACCCAGGUCCCAAGUUUUCUGUUGCUUGUCAAUUGACCCUCCAACACUUGAAUCUUCCAAUGUAGAGGAGAGAAAGGGGAAGCAAUUAAGAGUUGUUUUUGCCGCCGGCGGAGCUGGGGGGCAGAUAUUCCCUGCUGUAGCAAUUGCAGAUGAGAUCAGGAUUAUAAACCCAGAUGCACAAAUUCUAUUUAUUGGUACUGAUGCAGGGAUGGAGAGCACGGCGGUGCCGGCUUCCGGAUACGAAUUUUCCGCCAUACCCGCCACCCCAUUAAGCCGGCCGAUUUUAUCUGUAAACAAUUUGAGUAUUCCUUUGAAAUGGGUGAAGUCAAUGGCUGCAAGUUGGAAGAUAAUGAAAGAUUUCAAACCCGAAAUUGUGGUUGGAACUGGGGGUUAUGUGUCUUUCCCAAUUUGCCUAAUUGCUGCUAUUAAAGGGUUGAGAAUGGUGAUCCAAGAACAAAGCUCCAUUCCUGGGUUGGCCAAUUGGUUUCUUUCCCUUGUUGCUGAUUUAGUUUUUGUAGCUUAUAAUUCAUCUGUUGACCGGUUUCCUACUGACAAGAAGAAGAUUGUGGUGAGUGGGAAUCCGGUUAGGUUGUUAAUAAAGAAGUUUGUGUCAAAAGCCGUGGCAAGGACGUAUUUUUUCCCUAGGUUGGCUAAGGUAUCAGAAUCGGAGGCGGUGGUGCUGCUGGUGCUUGGGGGAUCCUUUGGGGCUAAUUCUAUGAACAUUGCUCUAUUCAAUAUUUAUUUUCAGAUGUUGGAGCAGCGGCCAAAUUUGCAUAUAAUUUGGGAGACUGGUGUUGAAUCAUUCAAUGAGAUGGAGAGCCUUGUUCGAAACCAUCCUCGAUUGGUAUUGGCACCGUUUUUGCGUUCUAUGGACAUGGGAUAUGGAGCUGCAGAUCUUAUUGUUUCUAGGGCUGGAUCGAUGACUUGUACUGAACUACUAGUUACAGGGAAACCUGCCAUCCUGAUCCCAUCUCCAAAUGAUGCAGAAGGACAUCAAUUUCAAAAUGCAUCUUUAAUGGCAGAUUUAGCUGGUUCAAGAAUUCUAACUGAAGAUGAACUUGACUCAACAACGCUACGAAAUGCGAUCACGGACAUUAUUGAUAAUGAUGUGCUCAUGUCAGCAAUGUCAGAUAGAGCAUUACAGGCCGCAAAGCCAAAUGCUGGUGAAGAGAUUGCUGAGCGUGUGAUUGCUUUGGUUGAAUCAUCAUCUGUGAAAGCAUGAGAAAACCACACUUAGGCUACAACAGAAACCGGGUAACAUUACGCUCUUGGCAAAGUCAUGCGCGAGUAUCAGUGCUUUUGGCAAAUUCUGUCCACAUAUGAAGUUGCGUAUAGGAUGGACACGAAAUGAAGCAGGGCAUUUCUUUCCUGUGGCGUUUAACUCGACUACAGGAUACAUGCUUCAGACCACUGUUACUUCAGCAGCUACUUUGAAAGACAAUCCCUGUGAUAGAAAAAUAGAGAAAAAGAGGGUUGUGCAUAAGACAUUUUACCUCUAUACUCCUAUGAAUUUACCAGUCAGUUGAAAUAAAUAUCAGCCCAUUUUCAAAA